Messenger RNA from Paralichthys olivaceus (Japanese flounder), 3152 nucleotides. RefSeq names its product myelocytomatosis oncogene homolog (gene mych). Lineage: Eukaryota; Metazoa; Chordata; Actinopteri; Pleuronectiformes; Paralichthyidae. Gene Ontology annotation, biological process: regulation of transcription by RNA polymerase II; positive regulation of cell population proliferation. Gene Ontology annotation, molecular function: DNA-binding transcription factor activity, RNA polymerase II-specific; protein dimerization activity; RNA polymerase II cis-regulatory region sequence-specific DNA binding. The record is from RefSeq and is a predicted model, not a curated record.
AAGACACCCGGCUUCUCUCCCCGGUCCACGUGUGUUUCUGUCCUAACUUUUGCCGCCACCAUUUUCCUAGAAUUCCCGUCUGGGCGGUAUCCCUCCGCACAUAGACCCGGACUUCACCGCGGGAUUACCGUGAAUCCACCCUUCCCGUUUUUUUUCCGCGAGGACUCGAUCGACACAUCGACCGGCGCGGACUUUAUCAGCCGUGGGUUUGAUUCCCGUCGACCGCCCGCGGUGGGUUUUGGCGUUUUGGCGCGAUUACGCCGCGGAAGGACACGGCGGUUCUCGGUGGGCGUAUAAAGCGUGCGCCGCCGCCGGGCCACACCCACUGUGUCUGACCGGAGCGGCCGAACGAGCGAUGUUACCCCGCAACGACUCCACUCUCUCACGCAACGAAACGACCUCCCGCACCGCCCGGUAGCUUUCUGUGGACUUUACCGGAGCUCCCGUGGUUUCCCGGUGGUUUUCACUUCUUCCCCCCCCCGCACGGACAGUUGGAGGUGAGGCGGCCCGCGUGCAAACCCAGUGUCUGCUAAGUUAAACAUAUUCUGCCAACAUGUUGCAAAGCUUCGCUCAGUCGCAGGAUUGGCUUUACUCAGAGCCGCUGCUCUUUGACGACGAGUUCUGCCAGAGUUUGAUGAAGGACCUCCAGUUUCUGCCGACUCCCCCCCAGUCCCCUCCCAUGAAGGCCGGAGCGGGCAGCAGCAAGCCCCUGUCCAAGGAGGACCAGCUGAGCUAUGUGUCGGACAUCCUGCUGGAGGACCACGACAUGCAGCACAACUGGAACUGCGACUUCUUCCACUCUGAUGCUGCAGAGAAGGAGGGCGAGCCCAGCCAGCCCUGCUCCCCUCUGGAGGAGAGCAACGAGGACUGCCUGUGGCAGUGCCUGGCAGCAGACAAGAGCCUGCUGGGCUCCAGCCCCCUGCUGUCUGACAUCGACACCAGCAUCUUUGAGGAGAUAGCUGGCUCCACACUGGACUGCCAGAACCUGAUGGACACUCAGGAGCCCAGCGAAUCCACAUCGGACUACGGAUCAACUGGUGGCGAGCUGUCUGUGUAUUCAUCCAGUGACUCUGAAGAAGAGAUUGAUGUGGUGACGGUCGUCCGCUGUUCCUCCAGCCCCUCCCCUCUGCCCCCAUUGGCGGAUCUAUCUACCCGCCAGCAGAAACACGAAGAGGAGAAACGGGCUCUUCAACGCCACCACAUCGAGAUCCAGCUGCAACACAACUACGCUGCACCCUGCCCUGCCUCACCGCCACCAUCCUCUUCGUCCAACAAGCGCUCGAGAGGGAGCGAGAGCUCUUCGCGCUUCCACCAUUCUUCUCGUAGCUCUUCCUCAUCGUCGUCCUCGUCGCGGUACCAGCACCACCACUCGCCCAGGAACUCAACGGAGACGGAGGACGAGGAGGAGCGGCGACGGACUCACAAUGUGAUGGAGAGGCAGCGGCGCAACGAGCUUAAGAACUGCUUCAUGCGCCUGCGCGACAACGUGCCGGAGCUGUCGCACAAUGACAAGGCCUCCAAGGUGGUGAUCCUGAAGAAGGCCAGAGACUGUAUCUACAACCUGGAGGACCAGUGUCACAGACUGCAAUCCAAGAGGGACAAACUGAGAGACAAACAGGAAGAGCUGAAAGCCAGGCUGGAAAAGCUCCACAGCUAAUGGACCACGCAAACCACCAUUUACAGACAUUGUGUGUGUGGGGAGGGGGGGGGAGGGGAACAGACUUUGUACAAAGACAGGGGGAUGGGCGGCGGUAAAAGGAUGGCGUGUCAUGCUGAAAACAGCGCACAAAGUUUGACAUUUCAAAUACUUUAUGGCAGCAGCGGGUCUGGACUGAGUGGACCCACUGCAGCCGCGGACAGACACAACACACUCAUUGCCUCAGAGUUGAUCAUUCUCAUGCCUUGACUGCUGACUGUUGUAGAGCGUAGGAUCGUUUUCAUUUUAAAGUCCAAACGAGGACAGAGCAAGCAGAUAUUUUAUUUUUUUAAGUGUGGCUGGACGCACACCGAAAGGCAAAGACAAAUUUUGUAAUUGUUUCCGUAUGUUGUGGAGUUUUUUUUGUGUUUUUUUUUUUUAACUUUGGCAGGUGUAAGAUGGCACACGUGAUAAGUGUCUGUUGGGUCAAAUAACUGGAAGCCACAGCAGCUGAGUAGUCGAAUGAAACUUGAAUAUUGUGUUUUCAGGAUGUCUUAUAGCCAUACUAACCAGUGAUCCCUCCACUCUGACCAGUGUGUGUUGGUGGCUCUGAAGUUAUUUGGUCGAACGUCACUUCCACUUAAAUUCCAGUUCUUGUGCUGAUUCAAUUUUCCCGUUCAGGACGAAGGUUGUUCAGUGUGCGUUCAGCCCUGUCUGGCCUCAGGCGGACCCUUGGGCCCAACACCACUCUGUUAUCAGGUUAAUGUGUGUUAAUGACUAUACUGUAUUGACCAGGUUUGAUACUGUACACUUAACAAUGCACAGCAUCGGUUCAGUUCACCGACAGUUCCCCCGCCUCAGAGUGUUUGUUUGUGUGUGUGUGUGUGUGUGUGUGUGUUCUCUCAGAAUGGAAAGUAGUUUUUGUAUUUAAGUGUCAAUAAUGAGUUGUUCAGACUUGGACUUAGCCAUAUUUAAACUUCAUUCAGGUUUAGAGGCUGCUGAGCUGGAACGUGAACUGAACCGCGAGCCGUGCUGUCGUAGCAAAUUAGCCAAAGCCGGGACAGAAAACCUCUGGAUAACAUUUGAUUCGUGCACGUCUCACAGUGUCGUGUCGUAUUAUUUAAUGGUUCUGAUUGGAGGAAGCUGCAGCAGCGGCAAUACUGUGACAUUAAGUUGUGUAGCGUAGCCAUUUUGCCAAGUGUAAGUUAAUAAAAACCGUCAAGAGUUUUUAAAAUUAGACAACCAUUAUCCAGUGGAAGUAGCUCCAAUGUUCUUGCGACUCAGUCGGUGGCCCUCGUGGAUGAAACCUGUUGGAAAUUAAAAUAUUCUGAUCGUGUCUCCAUCCUUGAUCAUGAAAUAUCAAGGUUUACAGUCACAUAGAUUUUCUGUCCACUGCGAGAUCUCAUUUGAACCCUGUGUUACAUUAGCAGGGUCCACUGACUUUGACCAACAUUCCCCGGUUGUAAAAAUAAAUAAAUAAAUAAAUGGACGACCUCCAACGGCGCCACUUUGCGCA